Messenger RNA from Diospyros lotus (date-plum), 1441 nucleotides. Its product is annotated as phosphoglycerate mutase-like protein 4. Gene Ontology annotation, molecular function: phosphatase activity. Bases 87 to 785 code for a protein of 232 amino acids. The transcript has 7 exons. The record is from RefSeq and is a predicted model, not a curated record. Lineage: Eukaryota; Viridiplantae; Streptophyta; Magnoliopsida; Ericales; Ebenaceae. Gene Ontology annotation, cellular component: cytoplasm; cytosol.
GAAAUUCUUUCGUUACAAACAGGGCGCAGACGAUUUCUCCCUUGCUCCAUUAUUCGUGAACCACACGAGCUUCAAAAGACUUGUCAAUGGCGGACUUCGAUUCCAGGAUAUCUGGGACUAAGGAAUCGGAGUAUGCGGAGAUUGUUGUGAUACGACAUGGCGAAACAGAGUGGAAUGCAUCAAAGAGACUGCAGGGCCAACUGGAUGUUGAAUUAAAUGAUGUUGGGAGACAGCAAGCAGCUGCGGUUGGUCAUCGAUUAUCCAUGGAGCGUAAGAUCUCUGUUGUAUACUCGUCUGACUUGAGGAGGGCCAUUGAUACAGCAGAGAAAAUAGCAAGCAGCUGUGGUGGGGUGGAGGUUAGUAAAGAUCCAGAUCUACGGGAAAGACAUUUGGGAGAUCUUCAAGGUCUUCUACUCCAUGAAGCAGCCAAAAUUUCUCCUAAGGCUUACCGAGCUCUUUUGUCUCGUAGAACUGACCAAGAAAUCCCAGGUGGUGGGGAAAGUUUUGUUCAACUGUAUGACCGCUGCACAUCCGCGCUGGAGAGAAUUGGUAGCAAGCAUAUAGGAGAGCGAGUGGUCAUGGUCACUCAUGGUGGUGUCCUCAGAGCACUUUAUGUGCGGGCUUCACCAACUGAGCAACCUGGAAGUGUACUAAAUGCAUCUGUAAAUAUAUUUCACCUAUCUGAUGGGGAUAUUUGGACCAUAAAGUCGUGGGGUGAUGUUAGUCAUCUAAAUCAAACUGAAUAUCUACAGUCAGGUUUUGGAGGGGACAGAACUUCUGGUUAGUUCAUUCCCUUCCUCUAGUAUUUCAGUAAUUCAACGUAAGCAGCCACACGCUGGAGUUUCGAGGUAAUUGGUUAAGUACCUUCACAUUGUGUUACUGCACUUAAUGCAGUCAACUGUUUGAGCGAAUAGAGCCUUGAAAUAUGUUUAUUCUAUCCAAUUGGCAAAGCAUUACUACUUACUUUGAGUUAAAUAUUUUAUGGUAACAUGUUUCAAAGGUAGGAUCAGGAACUUAACAUAUAUGAUUUUCAGCAUGUCCCUUAUGAUCAGUAUGAUGAUAUUACCAUUUUUCUAUAUGUUCUCCUUUGUUAUAUGGUACUAUGGGGAAUUUAAGUGUCUAUAGUUAAUGCCUUACUUGCAGGUUGAAGGAUGCACCUGACUGGGACUGAUGGGGAUUGGUUGUGGGAAAUUGAGUGGCAUUCAUUAAUUGCAGGCACGUGGAUGGAUUGAUUUUGAGGAUGAGGACAGCUGAAGCAUAAGAUUUGAAACUGAAAAUGUACUCCACAUAGAAUAUGCUAUGCUAACCAUAAGACCGUGAAGGAUGGAUCAUUUGAUCAUUUUCCUUUAUUAACAAGAAAAGUUGUCUUUUUUUUCUUUUUUUUGUAGAAAUUGUUGUCGACUUGCUCAGUUGCUCUCAUUUCCUUUGCCAUUUCAUCCCA